AUGCAGUACCCCCAUGCCGGCAGCCUCCCCAACGGCAACGGCUUCUCGUCAGCGCCAAACUACUCGGCCACCAAGCACAAGGCCAUUGAAGAUGCUCGUGCCGCCCAAGCCAUCGUGGUGCGCGAGUGCGCCGAGGCCGGCCGGGAGGUGCCGCCCUACAAGCUGCUGGAGCUCAUCGGCAAGGGCAGCUUCGGGCGCGUGUACAAGGCCGUGGGCACCAAGACGAGCCAGCUGGUGGCCGUCAAGGUCAUCAGCAUCGAGGAGGGCGACGGCAUCCAGCCGGGCGCGGCCGAUACGUUUGGCGACAUCAUCAAGGAGGUCAACACGCUCAAGCUGCUGAGCAACAGCGGCGCCCGCAACGUCAACGCCGUCGUCGACACCCAGCUGGUGGGCCAGGCAGUGUGGAUGGUGACCGAGUACUGCGCUGGUGGCAGCGUCGCGUCCCUGAUGCGGCCCACGAGCGGCCUGGCAGAGCGCUGGAUCAUCCCGAUUCUUCGUGAAGUGGCUGAGGCGCUGUUCUGGGUGCACAAGCAGGGCAUUAUCCAUCGCGACAUCAAGUGCGCCAACGUGCUCGUCACCGAUGCGGGCAACGUGCAGCUGUGCGACUUUGGUGUCGCCGGCAUCAUGGAGACCAAGUUCGACAAGCGCAGCACAAUCACCGGCACCCUGCACUGGAUGGCCCCGGAGCUCUUCGACCCCCAUGUCGCCUACGGCAUCGAGGUCGACAUCUGGGCAUUUGGGUCCAUGGCCUACGAGAUCGCCAACGGCCUGCCGCCAAACGCAACCGCCAGAAUCAACAUCCAGCAGUUUGGUGCCUACCUUAAGCAGCACCAGCCGCGUCUGCAGGGCAACAAGUUCUCCGAUAACCUCAAGAACCUCAUCGCCUUCUGUCUGGUUGAGGACCCCAAGCGACGGCCGCCCAUAGAGGAAAUCCAACGGCACCCCUACAUCUUCAACACGCAGGACAGAUAUCCAACCGUCUCUCUUUCCAAGCUGGUGGCCGAUUAUAAGCACUGGGAGUCUCAGGGUGGCAGCAGGCAGUCUCUCUUCUCGGCUGGUGGUGCGCAGGGACCGCGCAGGGACCGAUCUCCAGUCCGCCAGAGCGGCUGGGACUUUGGGAAUUUCGACGAGGUGGACGAGCUCAUGUUCCAAAACACGGCCAAGCCGCGUGCCGCUCCCGAGUACUACCCCAGCGUUGCCUCGAGCCCCGAGAACACGGCACGGCCAAUGCAACGCCGUCGCAGGCGUCCACCUCCAACCAUGAAGGAACUCAAGGCGCCACUGGAAAAGGUCUUUGAUCCGUAUACAAUCACCAACUAUGGCGACAACUCGCGAGCCUGGUAUGGCAGAAUACCGAUGCCGCCUCCAACUUCAGCUCCACCGCCAUCCUCUCAGAAGAAGCCAAAGCCAGAGCCCAAAUCAGAACCAGCAGCGCCAGCUCGCGAAUCGUUGAUCGAUCUUGACAUGGCGUUUGACGACACCCCGGGGACAAUUAACCUCGAUGAGGAGACAAUCAAGCCAGCCACACGGCCCAUCUCGAUUGACUUGAGCGGAUCUGUUGACGAGCGGCGCAAGACUCAAGAUUGGGACUUUCCAGCCAAACGCGCCACUCAGGAAUGGUCAUUUCCUACUUCAGACAAGCGGGACACGCAGGACGAUAAUGAGGAUUACGUUGGUGACGCACACGUAUCUCAGCCGCCUUCAUUUGACGACAUGGGUGCCGCGACGAAUCGGGACUCGGCCAUGAGUCUUAUUGAUCUCGAUGCCUCCUUGGCAGAUGAUGGAGGGUACAGUGCCCCUGGUUCGUUUGUGCCUAGCUCGCAUAUACGAUCGUCCGACUCGGUUCACGGAUCACUAUCAUUUGACUUGGAACUUGAAGCCGAGGCAGAAACGAACACAAGAGAGCCCUCUUUAUACAUAGACGAUGACAUGGAGUCUGUCCCUUCCCUCACACGGCAAUUGAGCGACCUGCAGAGCACGCCUACGACUCCCGACGAAAGGCCAAAUAUGGCAUGGGAAUCAUCUGGUCUGGGAAUCAUGACGAGUGCUCGGAACUCCAUGAUGCUUUCCCUUCCGCCCCUUCCCAAUGCCCCCUCGCCAAAUGUUCUUCAAGGCUUGGGAUCACAAGAAGAUUUGAAGAACGAACUAUAUCACAUGAUAUCAAGCAUGAGAGAACACCUUCAGUACGCGAAUGACUGGCUGAAAACAUUUGAUACCCCCACACAUGAAGAAGACGAGGAAGAGCACCACGAGGAAGAGGAGGAGGAAGAGGAAGAAGACGCAUAG
This is a messenger RNA of Trichoderma harzianum CBS 226.95, 2286 nucleotides long. RefSeq lists its product as hypothetical. The coding region runs from base 1 to 2286 and encodes 761 amino acids. The transcript has 2 exons. Gene Ontology annotation, biological process: protein phosphorylation. The record is from RefSeq and is a predicted model, not a curated record. Lineage: Eukaryota; Fungi; Ascomycota; Sordariomycetes; Hypocreales; Hypocreaceae. Gene Ontology annotation, molecular function: protein kinase activity; ATP binding.